GCCAGCACCCAUCUGAGCCGGGUUGCAAGUGACUCAGGCCUGGGAGCCAGCAGCACUGGGAGCCAAGGGUGGAGUGGGAGCCACAAGCAGGUAUAAGGGGUGGCCAGGGAGUCAGCCUCAUCCUUAACACGGAGAACAUGAGGCUCCUCUUCUGGUUCCUUCUGGCCGUGGUCUUGAGCAUGGAGCUGGCUGUAACCCAGGGCAUGCGGUGCCACCUGUGCAAGGGCUUUGGAGGCUGUUCCAAACCGUCCGACUGCCCAAGGAGCUCCACCCACUGUAUCAUCAUUGGCACCCGAUCUCCCAUCAGCUUUACAGACCUGCCUCUGGUGACGAAGAUGUGCUACAAUGGCUGCCCUGAGGUCUCCAAAUUGGGCUUGGGCCCUCAUGUGUCCCUCGUUUGCUGCCAGUCCAAUCUCUGCAACAAGGACUGACGACACUCCGUCACUACCAGCUGACCCCACAGAACCUGACCCUUGGAGGUUAUUCCAACCUGGUCAAAGCACCCCAACCCCGACUCAUACUUCCUCAGGAAGUUCUAAGUGAAGUCCUAUGCGAAUCCACGGUGGUACAGACUUAAGGUCCUAAUUCACUGUGGGCCGUCCUCAGUGUCAACAAAUCUCCCAAUAAAAAAGCAGCUGGAUCA
Molecule: messenger RNA, 643 nt
Organism: Peromyscus leucopus (white-footed mouse)
Lineage: Eukaryota; Metazoa; Chordata; Mammalia; Rodentia; Cricetidae
Product: secreted Ly-6/uPAR domain-containing protein 2
Exons: 3
Coding region: 138-431 (97 amino acids)
Molecular function (GO): acetylcholine receptor inhibitor activity
Source: RefSeq, a predicted model, not a curated record